Messenger RNA from Lytechinus pictus (painted urchin), 10875 nucleotides. RefSeq lists its product as uncharacterized. The record is from RefSeq and is a predicted model, not a curated record. Gene Ontology annotation, molecular function: protein binding; netrin receptor activity. Bases 1129 to 4485 code for a protein of 1118 amino acids. Gene Ontology annotation, cellular component: membrane. Gene Ontology annotation, biological process: netrin-activated signaling pathway. The transcript has 27 exons. Lineage: Eukaryota; Metazoa; Echinodermata; Echinoidea; Temnopleuroida; Toxopneustidae.
GUAACUUCAGUUCAUAGCAAAUACAUAGAAGAGAGAACUCCAGUUGACCGUCAAGAUAUUUCUCGCAUUGAUUGCAACCAAGUGUAGUUGUCUUAUAGCCUCCAAUUGUAUUUUAUCUCGGAUUUUGGACCGUGGGAUGACGGAAUAAAGUUCCACAUAAGCCACACUAAAGUCUGUGAAUAUAUUUCUUUUGGAGUGAGAGUAUUUAGCCGAAACUCCGUCCGUUUAUCUGGGAUAAAGGGCGGCAGCCACAGGAUUUGUUUAAAAAUAAUUUUUAUCAUUAUUUCUGAAGUAUUCCACUGCGGACCGAAACAACAUUGAAAUAUUCUUCGAAAUGCCGCCAGCUUUCGACCGACCGUCGACCAUGUGUAAACAACCCUGGACAAAAUGUACACAGACUUUAUCAGUUGUGGUCACGAUAGUCUUCAGUUUCCUGAGUGUAAUAGUACUUCGGCUUAAUUGAAGAAUAACCUUCCAAAAUGUUCAUAAACUGAUACCGGAACUAUUUUUGCUACCUUCAAGUGAUCAGGAAAUAUUCCUGAGUCUAAUGCUUACCAUCACCAUCAGUCUAUGUCAGUACCGCGAUGAUGCGACCAUCUGCACUCCAGGCGUCCAUGACGACAGGACUAGCUCUUUUGACGCGAUUAAGAAGUUCUUGAUUUCUCUGCGUCAAGUCCUCUACCAGAGAUUUCUUCAUUCCUUUGAGUUUUCUCCGAUGAGCUAGUACCUCUUGUCUUUUCCGCCAUGGUUGCUUAGAAGUGUAACAAUGGACUGUUGGAUAAUUGGUCUCCUGAAGAUAGCACUAAUGAAUAGAAUUCAUCUCCUGAAGAUAGCACUGGUGAAUCGAGUACAUUGUUUGAAGAUAACACCGAUGAAUAGAUGAGUAGACAAUGUAGAUGUGACACAAACAAAGAAGCACAGAGUUCACCUGAGUACAUACAUCUGGACAUCUACUAAAGCUGGACAAAAUCAGGUAGAAACCACAUCAAACUGAGCAAGUGGGACUGAAGCACAAAAUAUGGACUCCAAAAUGGUUGAAAGCCAAUUUGUAUUUCACUGAUAAUAGUCAACAGAAGUGGCUUCGAAACAGUAAAACAUCCCUGGAAGAAUAUAAGUUGCACAGCAGAGAUGGCCGAUGAUACAACAGAGGAUCCUACAUUGAAAAGAAAGUUGGAUCAAGGGCUAAAGAUAUCUGACGAGCCAUGGAUGGAAAUGGCUGGUUCAUCAAAGGUAAAAAACCAGAGAAGACGAACGUCAUCGUUGCAUCGAUAUAAAGAACUAUCUGAUUCAUUCAAGGUUAGUGAGCCGACAGGACUUAUGUUACUGGACUCUUCAUCAUCAGAAGAAGAACUACCUGCUUCUUCCCAGGUCAGAAACCAGAGAAGACGAACGUCAUCGUUGCAUCGAUAUCUAUCUGAUUCAUUCAAGGUUAGUGAGCCGACAGGACUUAUGUUACUGGACUCUUCAUCAUCAGAAGAAGAACUACCUGCUUCUUCCCAGGGUAGUGAGCCGAGAGGACGAAUGUCUAGGGACCGUUUAGCAGCAGACCUAUAUGGUUCAUCCCAGGGUAGUGAGCCGAGAGGACGAAUGUCUAGGGACCGUUUAGCAGCAGACCUAUAUGGUUCAUCCCAGGGUAGUGAGCCGAGAGGACGAAUGUCUUGGGACCGUUUAGCAGCAGACCUAUAUGGUUCAUCCCAGGGUAGUGAGCCGAGAGGACGAAUGUCUUGGGACCGUUUAGCAGCAGACCUAUAUGGUUCAUCCCAGCAGAGCCCGCUGGGAGAACAGUUUUUAGAAAUGAAGUGGCCACCCUCGGUAAGUGAGCCAGGAGGACUAACGUCAUGGGACCAUCUACCAAAAGAACUAUCUGGUUCAUCCCAGGUUAAAGAGCCGCGAGUAAUAAGAGCAUCAGUUCAUCCAAUUGGAAGGGCGGCUGGUCCAUCCAAGGUUAAGAAGUUGACAAAAGUAAAGUUACGAGGCGAGUCACCGAUAGAAUUCAAGCUUUCAAGAAAUUUAAAUGACGUCCUUCUCAACACACGGACACUGCAUGUUUUUGCUAGUGAGAGCUCGUAUCGAUAUCGUACACUACAGGAGCUUCAAGAAUAUACCACCGAGACCGCCGUUUUUGGAUAUCGCGGGCAGGAAUUACGUAAAACUGUAUACUGGAAAAGUGAUGGCUCUUUGACUUAUAUCAUAUGGAGACAUCCAGGACAACACAACCUCCAAGACACGAUAUCUGCACUGGCUCCAUUGUGUCAAGCAGUGGGAGAUAUUACUGUUGACCAUGCAUUUUUACAUGAACAUACAAGAAAGCCUUUCAUUUCAAUGAUAUCAGUUUUCAGAGUUUGCCUGUACUUGAUAAACACGGAUUCAUCUCUUCAAGAUACAUUACUUGCCGUCAGUGAUUGUUUUCCUAAUGUAAAGAAUCUGGUUCUGUAUUGUGAUCGUGCAGAAUUUUCAUUGAUUAGCAGAUACCAUUCCGACACCCCGAUGUCUUCUUUGAGAAGAUUGGAAGUACGUAACCUAUAUAACUUCGAUAGUCUGUGCAAUCUCUUUCUCUCCAUAUCUUUUUCCUGUCAAAACAUUGAAUCACUCACCGUCACAAGCUAUAAAGCUAUGAAAUGGGAUAAGUCAAACACAGCUAUUGAAGAAUGCAAAUUACCUAAUCUGAAUGAUUUUCAUCUUCAGAGUCGGCCUCAACACCACUAUGCACUUCAAAUGAUUACAAACUUACUACUUGAAUGUCGUAUGAUUAGUCCUAGUUUGGAAUUUGUCAAAGUAGAAAGUGUACAGCUAGGAGGUGUAGUAAUGAAGUGUGUUGAAUGGUCCCGAACAUCUUCAGAUUUUGGGUUGCAAAUUAAAGGUGCAUCAGGGGCUGUACCCGUAACUGACUUAAUUGAUCUUACAACUAGUGACCUUAAAGAGGUUGUUGUCCUUACAUUUGACAGCUGCAAGAUUGACUUUAGUCAGUCUGAAAGUCAGUCCCGGCAAAGCCCAAAGAACGUUGGAACGCUGCGGGAAAUCAGGUUUUUGGGUUCAGAAAACCCACUUUCCGAAUCUGACAGGAACAAACUUUCAAAGAUGUAUCCUCAUGUCAAAGUGACAGAUAAACAAGAGAGUCGGGAAUUAUAUGAAGAAUCUCAAAAAGAUGCAGGGAUACUUUCCAAGUUGGACAAGGCGUUAAUCCAACCAUUCCGAACCUCUUCAAUGGUACCCCAUGAAGGGAAUGUCGAAACAGCCAAAAGGGAGUGCUGCAAGAGAGUUGGAGUUCAUGGAGGCACACUGCAGCUAGAGUCCUUUGGGAUUGAACUUGAAAUACCUCCUGGCGCAAUCGACAGCAAAGAGCCACAGGAAAUCUCUCUUCGUGUCCUGACCGAUACUCCUAAUCUUGGUGACACCAACGAAGAGAUGUCAGUCUGCUUUGGCGUACAGUGCUUAGCUCCUGGUGACUUAGUCGUGAGGUCACCGGUGACUUACACAAUACCUCAUUGCGCUGCUACAACACGGUACUCGAGUUUAAAGGCAGUCUUGUACACAGGAGAGGGGGAAUACUCACCACACGCAGUUGUUAAAGAACGGAAAGUACUGUCAAGGUCUGGAAUACCCAGCUGCAACAUCAUGAAGGACGUACUUGAACUCAAGAUGGAUCAUUUUUCGUGGGCGAAGAUUAAGAUAUGGAUCAAGAGCUUCUUCUUCCGCGGAAAGAGGAUGUGCUGUUGGCCGUUUAAACAGAUGAACCUGCCCCUAGCUAAGACACCCGUCAUCUUACAUGCACACCUUUAUGACGAUUUGAAAGGGAACAAAAAGGUGGUGAGAGAGGAUGAAGAGGAAUUGGGAUUUACCCCUGCUCAUAUCGAACAAAAUGUCUUUAUCAAGAAGGCAGAAGUUGAUCUUGAAAUGGGAUGUUAUGUCAAGAAGAAGAAGAUUGGAGAAAUUGCUGUCGUAUCAUUCGAUAGACUGACAAGUGGAACCAGGAUUUGUGAACCGUUUGAGCUGGAUUUCAGUAAUCAUCCAGACAGUGUUGCAGUAUCACUUAGAGCAGGUCAAACCAAGGAACUGGAAGUCAAGUGUUUAUUCCCAUUAGACUUUCCUAUUCUUCAGAAAGCAGUAAAGGCUACGCAACCUGAUACAGUAGGAGUAGAACAUGGUGCAACAAGUUUACAGGCGCAGCAGACAUCAGAGGGAACCUUACAGAUCAAUCCAGCUCGAGAGAGGGACUUUGAUGACAUUAUGAAAACCGUUGCAAAAAUGGUUGUCUCACGGUCGGAGAUACAUGAUCUUGGAAGUGCUCUUGGCUUCGGACCAGAGGAUAUCGACCCUUACGUUGAGGAGAACAAGAAAGAGGCAGGAGUGUCGUAUAUGGGAACUCUUUCAAUGCUUCGUAGGUGGAGAAAGAAUCAAACAAAGAAGACAGAGCUGGAAGCAUUGCAGACUGCUCUAGAAAAGGCUGGUCAAAUCCAUCUCGCUGAUGACCUAUUUGGUGAAUGAUUUAAUGGAACUCAUGAUUUUUGUGAACUAUGAACUAUGUUGUUCAAGGAAUUGGAUAGAGGCAGUCAGUAGGCAAGUCCUCAAAAAGUAGCUUUUUUAUCCUAGUAAUAUUUAUGAUUAGAGGAUGUUUGCAUUAUUUUCAUGCAAUUAAAGUUGUUGUUUUAUACUUAAUUUCUUUUUGAGCCUAAAUGAUCCUAAAAUUAUGAUAAGGCUGAAGAUCUAAGCUUUUAUAUGAUAUAGGUUUUAUAAGAAGAGGUAUUUUGGAUGGGUCAGCAGCCAGCUUUUCAUAGGCCAAGUACAUUCAGCCGCUUAUAAAACAAGAAUACUUCACCCUGAGACCACAUACCCUCGCAAAUCCCAACGUUUCCACACUGGGCAUCUGCAAGGUCACACUCACAAUGUGGUUACCUCUUCGAAUUACACGCGCCUGUUGUUUUGAAAACAUUAUUCAGCCAAUCAAAACUCUGGAUUUUAUGCUACUCAGAAAUUCCAGAAAUUUCCUCUCGUAUCUUGAUGGAAAAGGUUGGUGCUGACCCAUCUAAAAGGUGCCACAUAUACAGAGGAAGAAAAUUCCCUUUGAGGCAUCUAUUCAGGCCUGAAAUUCACUUAUCAAAUUAUUUUAUAAAAUAGAAACGACCAAUAUAAAAGAGUAACAUUUACCCUUUCCUAUGGUACAAGAAUAAUCAAUAUUAUUUGAAUAGAAAUUGGUUAAAUUCUUUGAGAUUUGAAGUCUCACAAUUCACGAGAUUGUGCAGGAAUAUCUUGCUCAUUUGCUUGCUGUUAUAGGGAAAGAAAUAGAUAGAAUGAGAGAAAGAUAAACAAGAUGAGUUUAAUAUGACGUUUGUAGCUGAGAAGGGGUGUGCGAACAUGCACGGAUGAGGAUGUGUCUGUGUGCGUAAGAUCAAAUGUUAUUGAUUCGUCGUGUUUAUGGGAGUUUGUGUGUGUGUGCGUGUGUGUGUAAAGGCGUGCAUAUUUUGAUUGACGCAGCUGAUUGCAAGGUUUUUAUUUGCAUUGUAUGUAUUGUAUCACAGGGUCAAUGCAGUUCAUUGAAAUAAUCUGUUCUGAAGUUUAUUAACAUGUAUUUUAUUAUGUUAACGUAAGUAUUGAAAAAACUCAUUUAUUCAUGAUUUAUGUACUGUAUUUGAAAAUGAUGAAAUACACAUUUUUAAUUAUUUUCUUAUUUGGAUAUGUACUAAAAUUUGAUACGCAGAGAGGCAUUGCAAGUUGUCGUAAUAUAUAUUUUGUACUGUAUUUAUUGAUUUUCUGUACAUUUUGAAAUAUAUCACAAAGGAUGCCAACCAUGAAAAUUGAUAACAAAAUAGAAAAGAGAACAAAUUUGAACUUUAUCAAAAGGUCGAACUGCCUUUGCGAACGUACACGGAUGAGCGUGUGUCUGUGUGUGUAAGAUCAAAUGAUAUUGAUUCGUUGUGUUUAUGGGAGUAGGGGUAUGUGAAGGUGUGUGAGUGUAUGUGUCAGGGCAGGCAUGUUUUAGUUGACGCAGCUGAUUGAAAGGUUUUUAUUUGCAUUUAAUGUAUUGUAUUAUAGGGUCAUUGCAGUUCAUUGAAAUAAUCUGAGCUUAAUCUGAAAUUAUGUUAAUGAAAUUCUUGGAAAGUCAUUAAUUCAUGAUUUAUGUACUGUAUUUCAAUUAAUGAAAUACAAAUUUGUUAUCAUUAUCUGAUUUUAAUGAAAGUAAUAAUAUUGCGUCAUUUUGUUUGAUUUAAUAUAAACGACGUGUUUUCAAGGUACUGCGCAGAGAGGCAUUGAAAGUUGUCAUAAUAAAUAUUUAGUACUGUGUUUAAUGAUUUUUCUGUACAUAGUGAAAUAUAUCACAAAGCAUGUCAAUCAUGAAAAUUGAUAACAAAAUAGAAAAGAGAACAAAAUUUGAACUUUGCUCAAGAGAUCGAUAGAUCACCAGUGGUGAUUUUUUGGGGCAUUGCAUUUUUACAUCCAAAUUGUUUGCAUUAAUUGAAAGCAAAUAUCGUUCAUUUCCUAUUCAGGACAUAAACAAUUAUUUUUUUAUUUCAUUCUCAACAAAAUAUAAAUAAAAAAAAAUACAAUCAUAACAAGUCAACAUCAUAAAAAAAUAUACCAAGUUCAUGAAAUCAACUCGAAAAAGACAUGUUAUAAGAAAGUUGUAUACAAAAUAAUCAUUUGUAAAGGAUUUGUGAUUUAUGAUUUGUGAAAAUGGAGGAUCCCGCUAAAAAGCAAAGCUUGUAUAUUGUAGGCUCCUCAAAAUAUGACAGACGAGAAAUAAAUUUUAUAGAUCUUAUCAUGCAUGCAGUAUUUUCUUUUUUAUUCAAAUCGAUUGAUCCACCUGUUUUUUAAUUGAUAUUUUUCAUUAAAAACACAUAAAAAUACAUACUAAAUGAUACAUGUGAAAUUGACAAAUAAAAAUAGGAGGAUAGCCGGGCUCAGCAGUAUCAAUCAUGGUGUUGCAGGUCUACCGAGGGGUCCUCAGUUUCAAUUUGCCUCCAUUGCAAUGCCCUAUCCAGAGUCGCAUGUAUGCACGUUGAGAUUGUUCAUCAUUGUUGGCCACCCCCACCAUCAUUUCAAGACCUAAAUGUUCUAUCCAACAAAUGACAAAGGGGUUCUAUUUUUUUAUAACUUACAGCGGUUGAAAUGAAAUAACACUAGUCUUUUACAAAAAUUAAGAUGUCUGUUUUGUUUUAGAUGUUUCGUAUCCUUUCUAUUAUGCGUGAAUUGGAUGCUGUGUCAGAAAUAUAUAAAUAUGUAAUAUACAUGCUUUCAUACGUUACACAAGUGAGUGAAACUUAUUACAUGAAGAAGAAACGUGUUCAAUUAUGGAUUAUCCACUAAGAAUAUUUCAGAUUACAUUCUAAGAUUGACCUGUACAUAAAGCUCAGCAUUUCCUUCACCUAAUAUGCUUUUAUUUUCAUACAGCAAAAUGUCAUUUUCAGCUUUGUAUUCUUUAUUAUUUGUCAUAUUUUUCAUGUUUAUUUCUCUUUGUUAUUUACAAAUUAUCUCACAUUCUUGUUUUAGAAUAAUGAUUCUACUAAUAAAUGCAUAUAUAAUCUUGUUUUAGAAUAAUGAUAUGAAACACCUAAGAGGGAUUAGUUGGCAAUAUAUUUACAUGUAUAUAGGUUAUACAUUCUACAAUAUUUUUGCUCCAGUCUUUCAUAGCAGUUUUUAAUACAACAAAAUAAAAUAAUGUUAUUCGAAGAAUACACGGAGAAUUUGUAAAAUUAUCUUAGGCAUUUGGAUAUAUACAUACAAAUGCACGUCAAAUAUGUAUUAACCAAGACUUGAAGAGAGAAGAUUGGCAUGGGGUAAAAAAAAUGCAGAAAAAUCAAAUCAUCCUCUGUGUAAGACAAGGUUACCUCGAAAAAAAAUAUACCAACAUAUCUCUUCGUUUUAAAAACAUCAACAAUGUCAAACAAGAACACAAGAUUUGAAAAUAGUCAAUUGCCCUUUUUGGUUGGUUUUUACUAGAAAAGGCAAUAGACUAUGGCCGCCCCUCCCCUCAUACAGUAGUUUUUGACGUCAUUAACAUUUUGCCCAAAAUGCCAGUCUCCUCUCCUUCAAGUCGUCUCUUUGUUUAAAUGUACGAUUCAAAUCAUGUUAUAAUUCAUUUUUUUUUCUUUUACGAUUUUCACCUAGAUUUGUUACAACUUUUUAAAUGUGCGGUUUUAAAAUGUUUUUUACAGUGUCAUUUUAUUGUGCCUAUAGAAAUUUGUAAGCAUAAAUUUUCCAGCUUCAGCUCUGUAAUUUAAUUUAAUGAAUUGUUAGAAGAUAUAUGAAAAAUUAAUAACGCAAGAAUUGUAUUUUAACGAUGUCUCAGGUAUAGACCUAUUCAUGGCCAUACGCAGCAAGGGGGGCAUGGGGCAGUUGCCUCCAGAAACGUAUACCUUAUACUGAAAAUCUCACAAUUCAACAAGAAUGUGAACGAAAUUCAUUUUCACUAUAGGAAAUGCAAAAGUGCCCCCACCCGACAAGCUCGGUUGCAUUGCUCCCUCGCUCCCGAGUUUUUUUAAAAUGUUUACGCAUCUUGCCCCCCCCCCCCCGGAAAACAUAUCUGGUUGCGCCCAUUGACCUUUGCCUCGUAAAGUGAGUUUUUUUAAUUGCAAGCUGCUCCGUCAAAUAAAGAACACAUAAACACGUUGCAUUCGGUUAUGUUGAUAUUUAAUGUAGAAAUCUCUUUUGUUUGGAUUUCACAGAGAUUGUACCUAAAAUGUUAGGGAGGUACUUUGAAAAUGACUAGGGGAUGUGACAUUAUGUUUAAAAUAAUAUUUAUUUGUUUUAACAGGUUAUCAGCAGAAUUGGUAACCAUGGUGAAUAUAAUCAAAGUACAAGAAGAGCCAGGUAGAAAUAGAGUGUAUUCGUCUUUGAAAUAUUAUUCAAAUGAUAGCACUGGAAAAUUGAAGAAAUCAAGAAAAAGUUUAGGAAUUCUCUAAAAAGUCAUUUUUUUUCAUAAAUUCACACCAUCAUCAUGUAAUUCUAUAAUAGAUAAUUAAUACAAUUAAGACACUUAAAAAAUGUGCAUUUUGUAAUAUUGUGGGGUCAGGCUCGAUUAGCACUAGUGCUAUUUUCUGGUCCCAUUUACCAUAGUAUAUAUUUUUUUAUACAUGUGUGACUGUUAUGCAAUUUGCUUCAUAACCUGUAAACAUGUAAAUAUUGUUGGUAAAUAAAGAAAUCAAAUCAAAGAAAUAAAAUCAAUCAUAUGUCAAUAUUUGAAUACGAUACCUCACCAGAAGAGCAAACCAAGUAGAAUUAAUCAGAAAACACAUGACCUUAUUGUGUCUAUUGCGUAUUGCGAUAUUUGUCCAAGGUCCAAAUCAUCAAUAAAUUACUUAGCUCUCAUAAGGUUUGUAUAUCCUGACUUAACACAAUUAAACACAUGUUUUGUAUUCUACUUUGAGUCAAUUUUCUCAUUUCUUUUCCUUAAUUAUUAUUGCAAUCUUAGUGAGUAUUUUCAACAAUGGUGUUGGAAACUGUCCAAAGUCUACUUCAGAGCUCAUCUCAGCCUGAUUCAACUCCAACAUCUAACAAAACAGUACUGGGGACUACUCGAAAUCACUUAUCUUGAUUUAUACUUAACAAUAAGCGCUCCCAAUAGUGUAUUUUGCAUUUUCAUCUUCUAUUUUACUUAUUAACAAUGCUGUAAUUGUCUUCAUUAAUGUUUCUCUAUCAUUUCUUACGCAAUGAUGUUUUAUAUGUACAUGAGUGAUUGCAUAUUUCAAUGCUGAGUAGAUAUAGGUGCGUAUGAGGCGAAAAUUGAAUAAACAAAUAAACAUGAAUUGUGGUUGUUUAUAAUGUGCAUACAUUUAUCUCACUUGAAAACUUUUGUAUAAUAUGUAUAAUAUGGCACUGUACCAGUCUGAACAUAAUUCAACACAGCGUGUUUACAUAGCGGAUUGUGUGAAUAUGUGAUUCACACCGAACAAUGUUCAAAUCUAAUAGUGUGAAGAUAGUCGUCCUACACUGUGGACGUCUCUAUAUUGUAAACAUAAUGUGAACGCAACGUGGGACGUGCACUUUCUUUUACAAUGUUUAUUUUUCCAAAAUGUUAUUGAUAUGAAAUAUAUUGAGAUAUUAGUCUCGUUGAUUUCACAAAUUUGUUUAUUGACUUAAUCUGCUCGAAGGUCUGAAAUUUACUUAUCAAAUGUUAUGCCCUUUCUUGGUACUUUGAAAAAAAGUUAAGAGAUAUUCUGAAAAUGUUCUCUCAAUUAACUGAUGAAGAAAUUUCUUUUAAAAAUCUCUACAUUUAAAGGGGGGGGGGGGGAAACGCCGGGAUAAACAUACAAUUAUUUCACAAAGCUUAACAUGCUUAACAGUUAAUUAUACCCACUGACAUCAUUUUUUCCCUAAGAUAAUGUGUUUAUGAUUUUAAUUUUUCCAUUUUUAAAAUGACUAUUAUUUUUAGUUUGGGAUUGAAUACGUCGUGAUCUACAAGGUUAACAACAAAAACAAACAAAUUUAAUAGGCAAUAUAUAGGUGUAUCUCGGGGGUACCUGACACGAAUAAGAUAUGGUUUGUUACGAAAAGGAGCAAUGCCAUAAGCAAUCGAUUACUAUAUAUUAAGUCUGCCUACUAAUAUUUCCAUUCAAUACACGAGCAUGAAAGGCAACGCAAGUUUUCGUUAAUAGCGUACUUACAUGUACAGACGAGUAAGUAGUGUCUCACACUGAGUACACUGAAGAUUUGCUGUCCCUUCUCUUUGUACCGAUCUGUUGUUUUAAAGCAAUUUCUAAGUUUUGGUAAAUACCCCUAACGUUUUUCACUGUUCCAGGUCAUAAACAUAUAUGAACUUGCAUGUCCUAAAAUCGUUGCGGUGUUUAUGAUGUUACAGUGGAUGCAUUUUACGUUACAUAGGAAUGUUAUUUCUAUCCGUGCCAUAUAUGUACCUAAUAAAAUAAAUCAACGAUUGUAUAA